Messenger RNA from Brassica oleracea var. oleracea, 333 nucleotides. Its product is annotated as B3 domain-containing protein At3g17010-like. Lineage: Eukaryota; Viridiplantae; Streptophyta; Magnoliopsida; Brassicales; Brassicaceae. The transcript is spliced from 2 exons. The record is from RefSeq and is a predicted model, not a curated record. Bases 1 to 333 code for a protein of 110 amino acids. Gene Ontology annotation, molecular function: DNA binding.
AUGAAGAGCAAUAACGAUGAGGAUACUGUUCCAGUAUUCAACAUCACUAUAAAGACAUCAUACCUCAAGUUCCUGCCAAUCCCAACGUACUUUGCUGACGUGCAUAUCCCGAAAACGUAUAAGAUGGUCACCAUUCACCACUCCAAUGGGAACUGUUCAUGGGAGGUGGUUUGCUUGGUGAGGAAGACAAGGGCAACCUUCUCAAGUGGCUGGGCGAGAUUGGUUAGAGAGUAUCCUUUGUCAGUCGGUGACUUUUGUACCUUAAAGUUCAUCAAACCAACCGAGUUUCACCUUGCUGUCUCCAAGAAGGUCGAAGAGAUCAUGUCUGACUGA